Apaloderma vittatum (bar-tailed trogon) is the source of this 333-nucleotide messenger RNA. RefSeq names its product nicolin 1 (gene NICN1). The annotation marks the transcript as partial. NCBI's taxonomy places the organism in Eukaryota, Metazoa, Chordata, Aves, Trogoniformes, Trogonidae. The record is from RefSeq and is a predicted model, not a curated record. The transcript has 4 exons. Gene Ontology annotation, cellular component: nucleoplasm.
AUGCUGUGUGACAUGGACCAGGUGACGGCCGUGCGGUUCAUCCUGCGGCAGGCCUCCCCCGUCUGGCUCCACUUCACCAUCGAGGACCUGCAGAUUUUGCCCCCUGGGCAGAAGAGCCCCCAGAAGGAUUUUCCCUCUUGGCUCUCCCAGCUGACCCCUCCAGAGCAGCCAGCCAGCCUGCAUGGGGAGCUUCCCGACCCAGAGAAGGUGUCUACAGAGGUCCAGCAAAUGUGGAUGCUGACAGAGGUGAUCCAGGCUCGCCAGGCAGCUGCCCGCAUCGGGCGCUUCGACGUGGAUGGCUGCUACGACAUCAACCUGCUUUCCUACACGUGA